UCAAGUGGCAACAUGGGAUUACAUUCACGAAGUCCUUGGCAUGUGUUUCACGGGAGGCGUCAACCUGACCACGCUCGAUGGUACGGAAAAGACCAGAGCAGACCCCAUCAUAGCUGAAACUCUCGUUGUAACGUCAGACGGUGAGUCCAUCGUGACAGCGAGCGAUGCAAAGCGGAAGGGACGGUGGCAGAGAGUCACUGUUUGAUCAUGGCAUGAUGAUCAAUGCUGCGAGACCUUAACUCAAGCGCAUCUCUCACCAACACAGACGCAGGCCUGACGCCCGUUCGAGGCCCUCGAUUCAAGGACAAGUUUCGGGCCCCCGCAGAUGUGGCCGACGACAGCACUAUGAGCCGCUCUUCGCGCCCAACGGUGAAUCAGUCGCACUUCUACGACGGAUUGAUUGCAAGGGACGCCUUUUGCUUGGUCACCGAUACAAACUUUGAGUCUUGCAUGGCUGCACACAUUUUGCCCCUCUCACGCCCUGAGGUCAGUCCAGAUCCGGUUGGUGGCUGUUCAUGAACAAAGCGCUUCCCUCGCCACGCUGCCUUCCAUCUGACAGUAUUACGUGGAGGUGCUCGGGCUUCCACGAAAGAACGCCUAUCGCUUCUUGACGGCAUACGGCCUACUGCUCAGGAAGGACAUAAACUCUGAGUUCGCCUCAGGAGGCAUUGCCUUCUACCCGGUCG
Microstroma glucosiphilum is the source of this 686-nucleotide messenger RNA. RefSeq lists its product as hypothetical. The coding region runs from base 223 to 519 and encodes 98 amino acids. Lineage: Eukaryota; Fungi; Basidiomycota; Exobasidiomycetes; Microstromatales; Microstromataceae. The record is from RefSeq and is a predicted model, not a curated record. The transcript has 2 exons.